CGCUUACAACCGACCAACCCUCGGCCAAUUCGAGACACGACGCGAGCUAGGACUGACUAGCCUGACGGAGCAUCGCCCCGGUCAGUAUGACCACCACCGUCGACGAUGCGCGCCCCGCGGAGGCCGUCGAAAAAAGUGCUGGCACUCAUGAGAACCGCGUGAACUCUACACGGAGAAGUCCUCUCCGGUGGACCCUCGGGGUGUUCGUGCGCCUGUGUAUCUGGUAUGCGCUACUGACUCCUAUCUUCCGAUGCCCGUCUCAUCUGUCCGAACUGAACGAAUCCUCCCCGCGAGUUUGCAAACCAUACCUGGUCGCUCGGUCCUACGUUGAGCCCCAUAUUACUCCCUACUACAAUGCCUACGGCGCACCUUAUGUCGAACUUGCCCGCCCCUACGCGCGCACGGUAAAUGAAAAGGUCUACACUCCCGCCGCAAAUGUUGGCAGAUGGGGUUAUGACAAGUACGGCGCCCCGGCUUUGGACCAGGCUCAGCAGUUCACUCAACAGCAGUGGGAGAGACAGGUUGUUCCCCACUUGCAGUCCGCCCAGGAUAGUGCGACUAGUUUGUACAAGGCUAAUGUCGCACCCCACGUUGAGAGGGUGGAAAUCGCGCUGUCGCCGUAUUAUCAGAAAACCAACGCCGCUUUCAGCUCGGUGCUCCAGGGAUAUGUGUUACCCUUCUGCGCCCAGUCAAGGCCAUUCAUCGGCAAGACCUACACUUCUGGUCAGGAUAUACUCACAACUACUGUUAUGCCUUAUGCGCAAACCACCUGGUCUUCUGUGAUCUACUUUGCGAACAGCUCAUUAUGGCCGAAGAUUACGGGCCUCUAUUCGGAGAAUGUCGAGCCUCAGCUAGUGAAAAUUGGGCAGAGACUGGCUAGCUACCGUGAGGGGAAACGACUACGACAGGUUGUGGAUGACGUUGAUAAUUCUUCAGACCAGCCCGAAUCAACCACAUCGUCCGUUCAGCAAGUCGAGUCGCCAGUUACAACUACCGCGUCAGAGACUCCGUCGGAAUCAAAGGUUCUUUCUCCCACCGAACUAGCAGCGCAAACUCGUGAAAAAAUUGAAUCCGAUCUUCGUACAUGGCAGCAAAAAUUCGCCGUUGCCGCCGACAAAGGCCUGGAGGAUCUGGAAGAGCGCGUCAAGACGAUUGUUGACAGCUAUAUAGAGAGUGGAGCGAAAGGCCACGGGGAAAGCCUUUUCAUAGCCUUGGAAGAAGUUGUGCAGCAUGAACUGGCUGAGGUCAAGCAACGUAUCACCUCGUUAACCACUCCUCUGCCCGUUGAAGAGGCCCCCGAAGAGGAGGAAGUGGCCCAGGCAAAGCUUUCGGCGGACAUCAAGGAAGCUGCAAUUGCCAUCCGUGAUCGCGCUCAGGCGCUCCGCCAGUGGCAUAGGACGUUCGACGAAGAGAUUGAGCGUCGAGUCUCUGAUGCCGUGAAGACCACCCUAGCCGUGUUAGACAGUGUCCGCGACUUGGGACUUCAAGAGAUUGGGAUCCGCUGGGCCUGGAUGGAUGGGGUCACUUACAAGGAUUGGGAAAAAUACCAUGCCCUCAAGGCACAGUUUGAUGACUGGAGGGCUCAGUUCCGCGCCGUCGGCCUGCAACACAUCAAGGUGGAGGAGGCUAGAGUGCUGUCGGACGACAUUUUGGGCCGCGGAAUGGAUGCCGCUGAAAGCGCUGCAAAAGAACUGGCCCGGCUCAAGGACGUUGGCAAGUGGAAAAUUGCCGCUCGUGAAGUGAGUGAAGAUUUUGAGACACGGUCUGACCCGCCACCCGCUCUUCCCAAACGCAACGCAACCUCCGAUGAGAUUCCGGGAGAGCAAAUUCUUGAUCAUCACGACGCCGAAGAUCGUGAUGCCGGUGCUACGAGCUCUUACACCGAGGAGCAGGAUAUAGGCCUGGACGACGCGCCUCUUUCCGAUGAUCUGGAUUCUGCGAGUUCAUCCGAACACAGUUUCCAGCCGACGUCGGGCGACAAAGAUGAAGUUCCGAGCGCGAAUGAGCAAACCCACGAUGCAGGGCAUGCCGAGCGGCCGUCUUGGGGCGUUUCUGCGGCUGAUGUUGAAACAAGCACCGACGAGCCGAGUAUUGACGAACCUAUUGAAAUGUUACACGGCAUUUUAAAUGCCGCCGAUGAGCAAGUCCCUGUCAAACAAGUCAGCGAAUCUCAGGCUCCUGCCCCGUCUGAAGCGUCAGCUCAGCCCGCUCCCAGCCACGCAGCGAUUGACGAUCUUGUCUCUCAACUACUUGACGGCAAGGAUUCUUCUUAUGCCGAAGAAGUUAUCAAACGGUUGCAAGCUAUCUAUGGUAAAUCGUCUCCAGCUGUUGCAUCACCGACUGGUGCCGAUGGAACCGACAGGACUACACCCACGGAACCGUCCACGCCUGCGACGGAGACCCCUGUAGUUGUGGAUGUUGUUGAGGAUGCUAUUGAUACCACGCAGACCGGCAUUCAGGAGGAAUCGAUUGAGUCUGGGCAUCCCGAGGUUUCCGAGGAGGACUCUUCAUUCUCCGAGUCGCAAACCGAGGAUGUAUCCAGCGAUGCGAACGAAAACACCAGCAAGGAAGAUCUAUAAUCGCCAACAUCGAAAAGCAAGAUAUCUUUUUUUUCUGGAUUUGAUACUGCUUCAAUUGUCUAAUCUAGCUACCUUUACAUGCGUGAUAUCCCCAGUCGCACUUUUCUGGUUUCAAUGUUCUGAGAAUGCCCACGACCAUGCUUAUUCCCCAUAUAGUUUACCACGAGCACGUCACGAUAUACCAUGUUGCCUUGAUCCGUUUUUCUGUUCUUUUUUCUGUUUGCUCCUCCUUUCUAACUGCUAUUUCUCCCACUCUAUCUGUUGUCCUGUAUCUUAGUUAUCUCAAAAGAACACAUAUCUCAUAUUCCAAAGACAAAGUAUUACGAAUAUCUGCAUUCAGUAACCAACGUGUCCUAAAAUAUCUAACAUUUUAUGCUCCCGCUUUAUACCUACUCAUCGGUACUGCACUCGUCCUCCGCGCUUCUCCAUCUUCUUCUGCCUCUUGCUCUCAGCCCCAGCAGGCUCGGCAUCACCGGCACCGCCCAUUCCGGCAAAUCCGCUCUUCAUCCCGGUGACAGUGGUAUAUGCAAGCCACACCGAGUACAGUGGAAUGACGGUCCACAGCCACCAACCCCGAUCGCCAAACACGCAGACGGCGCCAAUACAGCCCCAGGUCCAGUACAAGACAUCCCACAUGUACUCCGUCAGCCCCGCAGCGCCUAGAUCCUCCCCAGGCGAGCGCAGAGAUCCGUCGGCGGCGUUGAAUUGCGGACGACCCAAUCGGUCGAGGUAGAAUUCGAUGGCGAGCGUCGGGCAGGCCAGUAGAUAGUACGGGGUCAUGGAGCGAGGACGGUUAAAGGUCCAGUGGAGAAUGAGGAAGACGGCAUGUAGACCGACGGUUAUGAUGUGGGUGCGCAGUAAAAGGGAGGCAUUACGCGCGGCGAGGGUUUUGGCUGCUUUCUGGGAGAGAGUGAGCUAGUUGCAUCAUGGAGUUCUUGAUUAAGUGUGUUUCGCGGGUCCAGAGUGAGAGGGAACAACACAAGACAAGAUAGAAGCAAGACUAACCUGAGCCAUGGUGUCUGUCAGGGAGCAAGAUAAAGAGGGGGUAUGAAGCCUAGACACAAGU
Aspergillus melleus is the source of this 3645-nucleotide messenger RNA. RefSeq lists its product as uncharacterized. The record is from RefSeq and is a predicted model, not a curated record. Lineage: Eukaryota; Fungi; Ascomycota; Eurotiomycetes; Eurotiales; Aspergillaceae. The coding region runs from base 87 to 2579 and encodes 830 amino acids. The transcript has 4 exons. Gene Ontology annotation, biological process: protein transport.